Messenger RNA from Lactuca virosa, 1648 nucleotides. NCBI's taxonomy places the organism in Eukaryota, Viridiplantae, Streptophyta, Magnoliopsida, Asterales, Asteraceae. The record is from the annotation of a GenBank genome assembly.
UUUGUGUUGGGGAAGACAUUCUCCCAAUCUCCCUCCUUCCAUUUUGACUUAGAACAUGGCAGAUGGCACCAUCACCGGAGAUUCCUCCAUUUCCUCUCUCCUCAUUCCAAAACCUAGGCAGAAAGAGAAGACGACGAUUCAGAAGCUUGGUCCAAGAACACAAUUCGUCUGUCCUACUCUUUCUUCAUUGUUUCAUCGUUUUUGGAAUGCUGCUUUUGUCAGAGGGAUUCUUCUUCUACAAAUGCUAAACUUUAACAAGCCAAGAACUCAGCCAAGGCCUAACAGGUCUUAUGCUUUAGGAGGUAUGGAUCAUACAGAGCCAAACAAGAAGAAAGGAUUUGUAAGAAAGAUUAUUUUUGCUUCUUUCCUUAUAGCAUUGUGCAUCUUCAUGCUCAAACAAUCCCCAUCUUUCAGGAGCCCUAGCCCAUUCUCUAGGCAUGAAACAGGAAUUACUCAUGUCUUAGUAACUGGAGGUGCUGGCUAUAUUGGCUCCCAUGCUACAUUACGCCUGCUAAAAGACUCUUAUCGUGUAACCAUAGUGGACAAUCUCUCUCGUGGAAACAUAGGAGCUGUGAAAGUUCUUCAAGACCUGUUCCCACAACCUGGGAGACUCCAAUUCAUUUAUGCUGAUUUGGGAGAUGCAAAAGCUGUAAACAAAAUCUUUUCUGAAAAUGCUUUUGAUGCAGUAAUACAUUUUGCAGCAGUUGCAUAUGUGGGUGAGAGUACCCUUGAUCCAUUAAAGUAUUAUCACAACAUUACAUCAAAUACCCUUGUGGUAUUGGAGGCUAUGUCAAUACAUAAUGUUAACACUCUUAUAUAUUCUAGCACAUGUGCUACAUAUGGGGAACCUGAAAAGAUGCCAAUUACAGAAGAAACCCCGCAAAAUCCUAUUAAUCCAUAUGGGAAAGCCAAAAAGAUGUCUGAAGAUAUCAUUCAAGAUUUUCAUCAAAACUCAGACAUGGCAGUUAUGAUUUUAAGAUACUUCAAUGUGAUUGGGUCAGAUCCAGAAGGAAGAUUAGGAGAAGCACCAAGACCAGAGUUACGUGAACAUGGAAGAAUAUCGGGUGCAUGUUUUGAUGCAGCUCGUGGUAUUACCAAUGGGCUCAAGGUGCGAGGAACAGACUAUAAAACCCCAGAUGGAACCUGCAUACGUGACUACAUUGAUGUUACUGAUUUAGUUGAUGCUCAUGUAAAAGCACUUGAGAAUGCAAAACCUGGCCAUCUUGGGAUUUACAAUGUUGGCACAGGAAAAGGUAGAUCAGUUAAGGAGUUUGUGGAAGCAUGUAAGAAGGCAACAGGGGCAUCAAUUAAAGUUGACUACCUGCCACGUAGGCCUGGUGACUAUGCUGAGGUGUACAGUGACCCAUCAAAGAUACUUCGGGAACUCAACUGGUCAGCUCGGCACACUGAUUUAGAAAAAAGUUUGGAGGUUGCAUGGAAAUGGCAGAAGUCACAUCAUAAUGGAUAUGGGUCCAUAAAGACUAUAUUUUAAUAUGUGGUUAAAGAUUUGAAGAUUUUGACCUGGUUUCAUGAUUAGGUUUAUUAUGAAAAUUUGGGGUUGAGGUUUAGGGUAAUUUAUAUAUAAUUUUUUCCACACAUUUGAAUAUCAUCAUAUCAUUAUUUCUUACAUUGGGACUGGUUACUGAUG